CCACCGGUGUCUGUCUAUUUAUACAAACGCAGCCGUGGGUCGUGAUAACAGGACGCGGCUGGGACUUAGAGAGAUACAUCACAACGCGUGCCGGCUCUGGCCCAGGCUGCAGCCAUGCCUCUUCUGGAAGAGAGCGCUCUGCCACAAGAGCACCCACCCACUGUCCCUGUGGUUAUCAUAGGGAACGGACCAUCAGGCAUUUGUUUGUCCUACCUGCUGAGUGGACACAAGCCCUAUCUAGACACAGCAACUGUCCACCCAAACCCAAUACUAUACAGGAAACUGCAGGAGAACAAACACCUAUCUAUCACUGAACAGGAUCUGGAAUAUUUGAGUGAAGGUCUUGAGGGGAGGUCAAGGAACCCUGUGGCUGUGCUGUUUGACACACUUCUGCACCCCAAUGCUGACUUUGGCUACGAGUUCCCCCCUGUCCUUCAGUGGAGGAGGGACAAGCAGCAACACAUCCCACAUCUGGUGUUGGGGAGGGCAACGCCUGGAGGUGCUUGGCAUGCAAUGGAGGGCUCAAUGCUAACUAUUAGUCUUGGCAUCUGGAUGGAGCUUCCUGGGGUUAACUACAGGGACUUGACCAACGGGAAACGCAGGGAUGUCACCAGUGACAGAGCCACCCCAGAGGAGAUCUCAUCCUAUUACCGUAACUAUGUGAAGCUAAAGGGCCUUCAAAAGAAUUUUGUUGACAACACCUACGUGACCUCAGUCCAAAAGCUCUGCCGGGGGCACGAGGGUGAAGGUCUGGAAAAUAGGCACAGUGAUCAAGGAGAUGGAGGGGUGGAAGAUGGUGGGAAUGAAAGCUUUGAGGGAAAUGGAGUUGAGUGUCUUAAUAAUGGAGGAGGGGGGGCUGUCUGGGAAGUAAGGGGAUACCAGCAGGUGCAGAACGACACUCAUGUGCCCUUCUCUUUGUUUGCUGAGAAUGUAGUACUGUCCACUGGUGCGUCCGAUUCGCCAGUUCGAUUAGGCGCAGAGGGGGAGGACCUACCAUUCGUAUUCCACAGCAUCUCAGACCUGGGUUUUGCCAUAAGCCAGAGAAAACUGGAUAAGAACUCUGAUCCAGUUUUAAUUGUAGGUGCAGGUUUAAGUGCUGCAGAUGCAGUUCUGUGCGCUUGUAACAGCAACAUCAGAGUGCUGCAUGUCUUUCGUAAGAGCGUAAACGACUCAGACCUCAUCUUCAAACAGCUGCCCAAGACCCUGUACCCAGAGUACCACAAAGUCUACAACAUGAUGUGCUCUCAGACCUACACAAACGUGGCUCCCUCCUCUGCUUCAAACAGAGCCCAGGCAGUAAGUAUCGCCUCUUCAGUGUGUGCCAAGAUGUGCCCAAAGCCCCAACUUGCUGCAGGUAACAUGGAUGGUAAUGCUGCUGUCAGCCUGUUUCCUGACUACACAAGUUUCCCUGAACACUGCUUGGUGUCCUUCCAGUCAGACAUGAAGUGUUUGCUGCAGGGGAACAACUCCCUCAAGGCAUUCAAGAUCUCCAUGGCCUUAGUGCUGAUCGGGACAAACCCAAACUUGUUUUUCUUGAAGGGCCAGGGCCAGUACCUCGGUCAGGAUCCAACAAAACCUAUCUCCUGCACGCAGAACCCCAUUGACAUUCACCCCUACACUUUUGAGUGUACCAAGGAGCCAGGCCUGUUUGCCAUGGGCCCGUUGGUUGGGGACAACUUUGUUCGCUUUUUGAAGGGUGGCGCUUUAGGCAUCGCCUCGUGUCUGCUGAAGAGACUCAAGAAGAAAGGGAAGCUCUACAGCAUUGGAGGGAAUAACUUAAUUUGA
Anoplopoma fimbria (sablefish) is the source of this 1785-nucleotide messenger RNA. RefSeq names its product oxidative stress induced growth inhibitor family member 2 (gene osgin2). The record is from RefSeq and is a predicted model, not a curated record. Bases 115 to 1785 code for a protein of 556 amino acids. The transcript has 6 exons. Lineage: Eukaryota; Metazoa; Chordata; Actinopteri; Perciformes; Anoplopomatidae.